Diachasma alloeum is the source of this 869-nucleotide messenger RNA. It is a transcript of the gene Arpc5, whose product is annotated as actin-related protein 2/3 complex subunit 5-C. Gene Ontology annotation, biological process: regulation of actin filament polymerization; cell migration; Arp2/3 complex-mediated actin nucleation. The transcript has 3 exons. Gene Ontology annotation, cellular component: actin cytoskeleton; cytoplasm; Arp2/3 protein complex. The record is from RefSeq and is a predicted model, not a curated record. Gene Ontology annotation, molecular function: actin filament binding. Lineage: Eukaryota; Metazoa; Arthropoda; Insecta; Hymenoptera; Braconidae. The coding region runs from base 197 to 667 and encodes 156 amino acids.
CGCUAGUUCGGCCUCCUGGUCUCUAUUCUUCAUGGCGCUGGCAAUCUCCCCUAUAAUCUCUGCCCAGAGCCUCUAAUUUAGUCUAUCCACUUUGCUGAGUUUCCUGGGCGUGAGCGCUGCAUCUCGGUUCUUGGAUGAAUCAGCAAUCAGUAAAAGGAGUGGUGAAACCUGUAAUUGAGAAAAGUAAAUAAUUAAAAUGUCGAGAAUUGACGAUAAGAAGGAUAUGGGCACAGGGUUUCGUAAAAUUGACGUUGAUGAAUUUAGCGAGAAUAAUUUUAAAGAGGAGGAGGCGGAUGGGGGAACAACUGGACCAACCGGCCCCGAUGAAAAUGAAAUCAUCUCACUACUUAGCCAAGGAAAACACUCAGAAGCACUGAUUUAUGCUCUCAGAUCGGCUCCACUCGAGUGUAAAAAUCAGCAAGUGAAGGAUCAGGCAAGGAAUGUGACACAAAAGGUUCUGCUCAGUAUAAAAUCCCACCAAAUGGACGAAAUCCUAACACAACUAGACAGAGAUCUAAUGGAUGUGUUGAUGAAAUACAUUUAUCGUGGUUUUGAAAUACCCUCGAAGGACAGCAGUUCCCACCUACUCACCUGGCACGAAAAAGUAUAUAAUAUCAAUGGAAUUGGUAGUAUUGUAAGAGUGUUAACUGAUAGUAAACGCGCAUAACGCAGUGGAUAGGAUCGUCUUAAUGGCUGUCAUAAUAAAAAAUCUUGAAAUUUACAAUGAAAACGUUUCUCAUCGUAAUGGAGGAACAAUUGAGUUUCUUACAAUUUUAGUCAACGUUACUUUUUUCUUUUAUUAUCAUAUAGGUAUAAUAUAUAUAAUUUUUUAAACAAAGAAUACAAUAAAUGAUAACAUGACGACGUAA